Messenger RNA from Monoraphidium neglectum, 921 nucleotides. RefSeq lists its product as hypothetical. The record is from RefSeq and is a predicted model, not a curated record. NCBI's taxonomy places the organism in Eukaryota, Viridiplantae, Chlorophyta, Chlorophyceae, Sphaeropleales, Selenastraceae. The transcript has 4 exons. Bases 1 to 921 code for a protein of 306 amino acids.
AUGGACUACUCACCCGCACCGCAGGCCAGCGCGACAGCCGAUGCGCCCCAAAGCGGCGGCAGCGAGCCAGGCUCGCUUGACCACGGGGCCCCGCCUGCCGCCGCAUUGGCGGCGCCGCCGGCGGGAUCCUCAACCGCCGCCAAGCGCGUCGUGAAAAAGGUGGUGAAGAAGACCGUGGUCAGGCGGGUCCUGAAAAAGCGUGAGACGGGCGAGUCGACGGACGGCUCCCCGCCCCCGCCGCCGGCGAUGGUCGGCGCAGCCCCGCCCGUGCCCGCGGCGGCGGCAGCCACGGCGGCGGUUGGCAGCACGGACCCGGACGGUCGGCAGGAGGGGGAGGUGGAGGAUCAGGAGGAGAUCCAAAAGAUCAUUAGCGAGAUCCACGGGGAGCCCGGCGAGGAGUCUUCCAGCGAGGACCUGCCGGCCAGCGCCCGCGGCCCCGCUCCGCGCGCGGCCGCGCCGCCGGCACUGCCCUCGGGCCCAAGCCUUGGCCCCGCCGCCGCGCACGCGCGCGCCGCGGCGGCGCCCGGGGGGCGCGGCGGCCGCGGCGGAGGCGACGCCAGGAGCGGCGGCAGCCAUCGCUUCACCGGCGACGCGGAUGCGCUGGCCUCGCCGUGGCCCGACAACGGCCAGAUCUCGCGAGAUCUGCUCCAACCCGACAGCGACGCCGCGUCCCACCUGCCGUCCCCCGGCGGCGGCGGUGAUGUCAUUCGUGCCGGCCCACAGGGCCGCGAUGACGCCGCUGGGUUUGUGGAGCCGCUUGGUGUUCCCGAGGUCGCCGCGGCGGCACGCGCCGCGGCCGACGCUGUCGCGGCAGCGGCAGCGGCCGCGCAGGCGGGCGCGGUGGCGCGCACAGGGGUGGGCGAGGAGGCGGCGCGGUCGAGGGCGCUGGCGGCGCAGCUGGCGCUGCUGCAGACCCUAUAG